This is a messenger RNA of Dujonia railenensis, 1692 nucleotides long. The record is from the annotation of a GenBank genome assembly. NCBI's taxonomy places the organism in Eukaryota, Fungi, Ascomycota, Pichiomycetes, Serinales, Debaryomycetaceae.
AUGUCCAGUAUCACUCUUGGUCGUUAUCUUUUCGAAAGAUUAAGUCAAUUGCAAGUCCAAACUAUUUUCGGAUUGCCAGGUGAUUUCAAUUUAUCCCUUUUAGAUAAAAUUUAUGAAGUUGAUGGUAUGAAAUGGGCAGGUAAUGCCAAUGAAUUGAAUGCCGCCUAUGCUGCUGAUGGUUAUUCCAGAGUUAAGGGAUUAGCCUGUUUAGUUACCACCUUUGGUGUUGGUGAAUUAUCUGCAUUGAAUGGUGUCGCUGGUGCCUACGCUGAACAUGUUGGUUUAUUGCAUGUUGUUGGUGUGCCAUCAAUUCUGUCUCAAGCCAAGCAAUUGCUUUUACAUCACACUUUAGGUAAUGGUGAUUUCACCGUUUUCCACAGAAUGUCAAACAACAUUUCUCAAACUACCGCUUUCAUUAGUGACAUCAACUCAGCCCCAGCUGAAAUCGAUAGAUGUAUCAGAGAAGCUUACAUUUACCAAAGACCUGUUUACGUUGGUUUACCAGCUAAUUUGGUUGACUUAAACGUUCCAGCCUCCUUAUUAGACACUCCAAUUGACUUAAGUUUGAGAAGAAACGAUCCUGAUGCUCAGGAAGAAGUCUUAGACUCAGUAUUGAAGUUGAUUAAGGAAAGUACCAACCCAGUUAUCUUGGUCGAUGCAUGUGCCUCAAGACACAGCUGUAAGGCAGAAGUUGAAAAAUUAGUUGACUUGACUCAAUUCCCUGUUGUUUCUACACCAAUGGGAAAAUCUGGUAUUAAUGAAAAUCACCCAAGAUUUGGAGGUGUCUACGUCGGAACAUUAUCAUCACCCGAGGUUAAAGAAUUGGUUGAAACUUCAGAUUUGAUUCUUUCUGUCGGUGGUCUUAUGUCUGAUUUCAAUACCGGAUCUUUCUCCUAUUCAUACAAAACUAAGAGCGUUGUUGAAUUCCACUCUGAUUACACCAAGAUUAAGCAAGCUACAUUCCCAGGUGUUCAAAUGAAGGAAACAUUACAAGCAUUGAUUGCUCAAGUUGCUCCAGCAGUUACUCAAUAUUCUCCAGUUCCUGUUCCAAAGGUGAAGGUUAUCAACUCUCCAGCAGAACCAAACACUCCACUCACACAAGAAUGGUUAUGGACCAAAGUCUCAUCUUGGUUCCAAGAAGGUGAUAUCAUCAUUACUGAAACCGGUACCUCAGCUUUCGGUAUUGUUCAAUCCAAAUUCCCUAAUAACACUGUUGGUAUUUCCCAAGUGUUGUGGGGUUCGAUCGGUUUCACUGUCGGUGCCACUUUAGGUGCAGUUAUGGCAGCUGAAGAAAUUGACCCAAAUAAGAGAGUAAUCUUAUUUGUCGGUGAUGGUUCUUUACAGUUGACCGUCCAAGAAAUAUCUACUAUGGUUAAGUGGGAAACCAAGCCUUACUUGUUUGUCCUUAACAAUGACGGUUACACUAUCGAAAGAUUGAUCCACGGUAUGAAUGCCACUUAUAACGAUAUCCAGCCAUGGAACAACUUGGCUUUGUUACCACUCUUCAAUGCUAAGCUGUACGAUGCUAUCAGAGUCGCCACUACUGGUGAAGUUGACCAAUUGUUUAACGAUCCUGAAUUUAACAAGAACUCCAAGAUCAGAAUGAUUGAAGUGAUGUUGCCAAGAAUGGAUGCACCAUCUAACUUGGUCAAACAAGCAGAAAUCACUGCUAGAACUAACGCUGAAAACUAA